AUGAGCAGACUUCAGGGAAAGAACGUUUUGAUCACCGGUGCCUCCUCCGGAAUCGGUGAGGCUUGCGCCCGCCACUUUGCCCAGGCUGGAUCCAACUUGUUCUUGGCGGCUCGUCGUCAGGACCGUUUGGAUGCGUUGAAGCAAGAGUUGGAGGCCAAGUACCCCUCGAUCAAGAUCUUGACCCACGUCCUCGAUGUCCGUGUCAAGGCCAACGUCAACGCCGCCAUUGAUUUCUUUGGCGAUAUUGAUGUCCUCGUCAACAAUGCCGGUCUCGUGAUUGGAUUGGACAAGUUGGAGGAUAUCACCGAGGAGGCAAUGGACACCAUGAUCGACACCAACGUCAAGGGACUCGUCUAUGUCACCCAGGCCGUGAUCCCUGGCAUGCGUGCCCGCAACAAGGGCCAUGUCAUCAACAUUGGUUCUGUUGCCGGUCAACAGGCUUAUGGAAACGGAUCUAUCUACUGCGCCACCAAGGCUGCUGUCGCCUCCGUCACCCGUGCCCUCAUGCACGAGACCGUCGAUACCGCCAUCCGCGUCUCUGAGAUCAACCCUGGCUUGGUGGAGACAGAGUUCUCGGUGAUCAGAUUCCGUGGUGACAAGGACAAAGCUGACUCGGUCUACAAGGGUUUGGUCCCUUUGAACGGCGACGAUAUCGCCGAGACGGUUAUCUUUGUUGCCGGCCGUCCCGAUCACGUCAACAUUGCCGAGAUGCUCGUCUUCCCCACCAACCAGGCUGCUGCCACCACUGUCUACCGCAAGCCCUAA
Messenger RNA from Linnemannia hyalina, 765 nucleotides. NCBI's taxonomy places the organism in Eukaryota, Fungi, Mortierellomycota, Mortierellomycetes, Mortierellales, Mortierellaceae. The record is from the annotation of a GenBank genome assembly.